Meyerozyma guilliermondii ATCC 6260 is the source of this 2637-nucleotide messenger RNA. RefSeq lists its product as uncharacterized. The record is from RefSeq and is a predicted model, not a curated record. Gene Ontology annotation, cellular component: Golgi apparatus; COG complex. Gene Ontology annotation, biological process: intra-Golgi vesicle-mediated transport. Bases 1 to 2637 code for a protein of 878 amino acids. The transcript has a single exon. NCBI's taxonomy places the organism in Eukaryota, Fungi, Ascomycota, Pichiomycetes, Serinales, Debaryomycetaceae.
AUGAGCGAUCAGCCGUCCAUCUCCACGUCUGUUGACGUACCGCCAGGCAACGUUGAAGACAUAUUCACACAAUAUCUGAUUCCCCAGAUCCAGAAACUCAGUAAAAACUAUAGAGACGAUGCGGAACGGGCAAAAAAUGACCUUUUCAAACUCGUAGGUCACAAGUAUCGAGACCUUGUGGAAAUCGCAGAAGACAUAAGAACUAUGUAUCGAGAUAGCAUGGAGGUCAACGAAAGGUUAUCGUCUUUGGCGUAUAGCAAGCUGAAUUUCAAAGACUUUACGAACACAAAUCAAUUUGCAAGAUUUGAUUCCGAUGUGAGAAAAAUCCAUGCCCAGAAAUCACGAGUGAAUGGCAAAACUACGAUCCUCAAAAACUUGAUCUAUGAUCGCCUAGUGUCAAUUGACCUAGGACUAAAGACCAAGGUUGACAACAGCGUUAUUGACGAGACCUCUCAACUUCAAGCAUACAUCAACUACAGCAAAAUCUACUUUACGAUUGAAUCGGUAUUUGCUGAUAUUUUUCAAGCGGAUAUCUACCUCAAAGGAAAGUUUGACUACCUUAAAUCAAGGUUCAAGUCGCAUUUGGAGGUUCUUAUUGCUGAACAUAAUUCUUGGGUGGGAAGCUUUGGAUCUCAAGGCACCGCACUUCACAGCUUGAUCCGUCAUUAUAACAUGAGCAUAGAUAUUGGUUUGGAAGAACUUUCUGAGAUAAUCUUAGAAGACGUUGAUAUCGAAGAUUCGCAAUUGCAUAGUAAUGGUCCACCAAGGCAGGUUCAACCUCUCGUGAGUAUAUUGUGUGCCUAUGUUAUCUUGAAUCUGAAAGAUCCAGAGCUUGACACUAUAACCAAGGUAUUUGAGAAAUUUGCUGAAAUCAGGACCUCAUAUGUCAGCUCCCUUAUCAGCAAUCCUGUUCCAAGCUCAAGUAUGGACAGCAAUAUUGAGUAUGAUUUCUUGAAGCUAUUCUUGUACAUUGAGAACACUUGCAACUACAUCAAGACAUACUUCGAUUCCCCUACGCUAAGAAGCAAUCUUGUUUCCACAUUGAAACAAAACACUGAAAACUGGUCGGCUGCUGACGUUAUUGGGUUCCGCAACUGGUUUGAAACCGAUACUGUCAAGUUCAACCAUCAACUAUAUGAGGUUCGUAUACCCGAAUCAUCUCUUGAGGCAGUCAACGAUGUGGUAGUGACCUCAGUGAAGCUGGUGUCUACUCUCUGUGACAGUCUUUUAGAGCAAGCACAAUCUUCUUUGAGCGAAGAAAAGACUCUGAUCAUUCAAGCACAGAAAUUGUGCUAUAAUUUCUUCAUUGAUUUGACCAAUUUGUGUCGUUUCUGUUAUGGUCAGGGCGCUAAAUGCAAUAUAGUCAGACUAUUGCAAGACAAUGGUCUGUUGUCUUCAGUAUUACAGAAUGUGGGAUCAUCGAUAAGUACAGUGUAUGAUGAACACUUGAACCGUUUGAUGCAAGAUUCCAAUGAUGAACCAAAGGGUGGACUAUGUUCAACUUUGACUACUUUGUCGCACAAUUCGACUCAUUCAGCGCUUUUUAGUCAACCAUUAUUUGACAUGCUAGACAACAGUGUUGAAAUGUACUUGGAGACUGUGCAUGAUAUUGCGACUUCGACCUUUUUUAUUCCCAAAUCGGCUGCCCUAGGAAGUGCACAGGUUGAACAAUGGUUCACCAAAGCGGGUCUACUUCACAAUUUACUCGGACUUACUUCUGAUGAGAAAGUUGUGCACGGUGAAUCAAGAUACAACCUACUUGAUUUGGCUGAACAACUCAACGAGUUUGACGCUUCUAAACCAUUCAGUGGCCUCGUAAACAAAAAGGUUAAUUCUUUGAGGGACGGGAUCCUUCAAAAAUUAUGGACAAGAAUAGAAAAGUUUGUUGACUAUGUGGUUACGAUCUUUGAAGUUCAGGACGAGAAGAAUGACAUAAAUACGAGGUACGAUUUUCUUCGCAUCCUUCUUUCAUUGGAAGAGAAUUUGAGAUUAUUGCUGUCUCGUCUUCCAGAUGCAAAUACCCACGACUCGUCAAGUAUCACUAACAAGAUUGAAGCUUCAUGUCGAAAGAAUAUAACGCUCAUCUUUGAACAGAGUUUGAAACACCCAAUAGCAACUCAAUUUCAGGAAGGGCUCAAUGGUUACUUGAAUACUAAGUCUGCCCGUUGUGGUCCAUCAAACCAAUUUACCGGUUUGAUAUACCACUUAUCUUCUGUGUUCCUUUCCCCUACAGAUCAAAGAGAAACGAGCGAAUACGAAAACAUACAAUUAUAUCAAAGCUCAGUUGUCAAAAGCGAAUUCACGAAGCUCAAGAGAGAGUGGAUUGUGAGCAAGCUAAUCAAGAAAUUGGUAGAAAAGCUUAAAAAUGAUUCGGCUCAGAAGGAGGAGGAACCAGCUGACAAAAACGAAGCAGAAACCAACGGAACACACAAAGCUUCGAAAAAUGAACCAGAUUGUAUCAGGCUACUUACUGAUAUACAAUUCUUGUUGUCUCUUGUUCACGAAGAGUCGUCUACCUCUUCAUAUAUCGCCGAAGCAGGUAUCAGCAUCUCUGAGGAAGCAGUCGACAAAAUCAAGAAAGAUGUCUCUGAGUUCUAUGCAUCCAGUAAACAUGUAUUUUUACCUUUACUGAUCUAA